GAAAACGGAACUGUAUACACCUUAAUAAUGACGUGUCAUGGUAUGUUUUACUAUCUUUUUCUGUUAGUUAAAAUUAAUCUUUCUGGUCUCCCUUUUGAGAGAAAAUGUUGUUGUUUUUUGAAUUAUAAUUCGGUUACCAUGAUAGACGACCUAACUUAUUAUACAUUAAGCGUUCAAACUCAAACGCGUUCAAACUCAAAAAGACAAAAGGAAAGAAAAUUAAACAAAAAAAAAACAUGAAAUUUAGAGAUUUGUGGAGAUUAACGUUUGCAGCAACAGAAACUCGAGGGCGGAACUUCAUCAAAAUUCUGAAAUAUGGAGACUGAAAUGAUUUGAUACUCUCACUGCGGCAGCUGCUAGACAAGUCUGCAUAAAAAUAUACAUACAAAAAUUGAGUAUUUUUAAUUUUUCAAUUUUUAAUUUGUGUGUACCUGAAACUGGGCUUACGCGUCGUAUUAAAACGCUGGAUCCGUUAGGAACUUUUCUUCUUCAAAAGUGUCAUGUAAUUUUCAAAUUUGUCGGGCCUGCUGAGGCCCGUUUUUCAAGAGCCACAAUAACCUUUCGGGCUCAAAGCCACCUUAACAGUUUCUUUUUCGAUUCGAUCAACAUCCCUUUCAUCAACAGAUACCCUUUUCUUGAUUUUGCUGCAUCUUUCCUAUAUUUCUCCAAAGUUUUCUGGGAUAAAAUUAAGCUCAAUGCAAUCUUUUUGCCGGGUUUUUUCCUCAAUUUCCCUGACACUAUGCGAAAAUUAAAUUGUAUAAAGUAGUAUUUGAAUUUGCGUGUUGUUGGUGUUGUGCUCAAACAUCACUUUUUGAUGUUGGAGAUUCAUCCUCACUUUUGAUAGGUUUCCCAUGCUGGUGCCUUCUAAACUUGACUAGACCAUUUGGCAGAUAGUCAACUCCCCUUUUUCUUGGGAAACUCCAUACACAUGGCUUUGAAGUAGAAGAUGGUGCAAGCGUUAAGGAAGGAUUCACAAGCACUUUCUUUCCAGUCGUUUUAGCUCCACGGUAAAGAAGCCAUCUCUGCAGCUUUUUCACGGUGCGUUCUUCUGGUAUUUCCCGAGGUAAAAUUGCUCCAGGUACAUCUUCUUCCCUUGGUUUCACACCUUGAGAUUUGUUUCUUUCGAUUACUUCGACUAUAUUGAAUCUUAUUCUGCUAAAAAACCUCGCUGUCACCGCCACAUUCCGCGCUACGUUCCGCCAUGUUUGUUUGACUCCCGUCUUCCCAUAAGCGCUGGUGCGGCGACUUUCGAUCCAGUCUAUCACGUCUAUCACAAUAUUGCUUGCGUUUGCGCAGAAGUGGAUAUGGAUACACAAUGGUGAGUAUACUUUCGUUAUUCAUAACACGUUUAUAAAACGUUUAACCAGUUACAGAAACGUGGGAUAUUGAUCAAAUGAAGCCUUUAAGUGCUACUGUGGUUCUCUCUUUAUUCACUCCGAGCUUUCGCCGUUCUACGGCAUCAUCCCUGAUGAUGCCAUAGAACGGCGAAAGCUCGGAGUGAAUAAAGAAAGAACCACAGUAGCACUUAAAGGCUUCAUUUGAUCAAUAUGACAAUACGACAUGCUACUAAAGGACACGUUCAAACAGUUACAGAAACAUUUUGUUCGUUUUGCAGGAUGAUGCAGCAUCAAGCCAGCGAUCAGAGUGAGUAAUAACAUCAUAUUUGUCACGUAUCCGAGAGAGGAUACUGAAUACGUACUGAUUUUAUUUUUUAGUUUUUUUACAACCAUAAACAGAAGGUUGCAAGUCAUGGAGGAAAACAUGGCAAUAGGAGAUCGUAUCCAAUCGUCUGAAAACAGAGAUUAACAUAUUUGAAAAUUGACUGCCUCUCCUUAUCUCUAAUAAGGGUUUCAUGUUUUAUGUAAAUUGAAGAGGAGGGGAAAUGGGUGGAUUUUUAAGGAACCUUUACUGUUGUCUGCACUCGCAAAAAAUAAGUAACUGAAAAUGACUCUAACAAUGAAAGACUCACAAUGACAUUCAUAAGGUUUACAGAAAUUGUUAUCAACUCUUGUUUGUAUGAGGAUUGCUGAACUAUUCACUUGAACUGACCUUAGGAUGAUACCACGUGAUAUCACGUAAGAAUCCUGAAAAUCAAUCAAUAAGAAGCAACUUCGCCAUCUAAAUACUCACGUGUUAAUUAUGAUCGCUGCUUAUAGUUCUAAAACAACAAAAACAACAGUAUAAAAUGUUUGUCAGGAAUAUCACAGUGGUCUCAAUCACUCACCAACUCUUUUCUCGCUCUCCAUGGUUUGCACCCCUCCCUCCGCCGCCCCCCUUCUUGUUCUGUUUGCUUAACAUUCCAGGGGCCAAAUUGUUUGUACUUGCCACCCAUUUUCCCCUUUUUUAGCCACGCAAUAUUGAUGUUUCCUUAUUUGAGAAAAAAGGGAGGUUAAAGACCUCUUUCUUUCAAUUGUAGCUAAUUUUGCGAAAGAUGUCGAUGAUGACAAUCUGAUUUCUUUUCAGCGUUUUCAUGUUAAUAGACACAGAUGGAAUUGCACAGGAUCUCUCCGAGCUUCAGGUAAGUGAUGUCCAUAAAAAAAACGAGAAAACACCGAAAAGACUUUUCUGUAUCUUAAUUCACCAUUUUUAGUUUUGAUAUAACUGUGUAAGUUAGCACGACGUACAAGGUCAGUUUAAGGUUUUUUCCCUAUGAAUCAUUUCGAAGUACGACGUCGCCGCCAGAAGAUUACAUAGGAAAAGAUUACUGAAGUUAUUUUACGAGCCAUGAUUCUGGAAAAAUUAUCCACUUACAAAAAACAUAUUUUUAUUUCAUGCAGAAUAGUGCACAGUCCAGCCAGAGGUCUGAGUAAGUAAUUUUAUCAAUGUAUUGAAGUCUUCAAUCUCACUUGCCUCAAAAACCAAAUUCCAACAACAAAAAACUGUAAAAAUACGUUAACAGCACUGUAUAGAACUAUUGUAAAAAUAUUGUGUUUGCUAAUCAUCUUGCUAUUUUGAUUUUUUCAGAGACGUAAAAAGAUGGUUGCAAGUCAUGAAGGAAAACGAAGCAAUAAGACAUCAUAUCCCAUGGUAUGAAAACAAAAAGUAACACAUUUGAUAAUUGGUUGCCUCCCCUAAUCCCUGGAGUAAGGUUCAGAAACGAAAUUUAGAAACAGUUUUGUACCCCAAUUGAUUAACCAUAGAAAGGAAUUUUCGAUCAAAGUGCCAGUUUAGCCAUUUUUAAAUAAAGUGCACUAAGCUGUUUCUUUUUCACCCUUCAACCCCCAGAAGUGAUGAACAUGAAACUUCUUCCUAUAAUAUUCUUACAUUAUCUAGCACACAGCUCAUAAGAAUAUUCAAACUUAUCAGGUAGAGGCCGUUAUCUUGAUCUAACACCAAAUUCUCAUAACUAGUUUACAAGAAUAUGUGAGGCAGCUAGAGAAGAGAAUUACCAAUCAGAUCUUGGGAGUUUAAGGGUUAAGACUUACAAUGUUUAAAUAGGUGGGUGGUCAGCGUUUUCAUGUUAACAGACACAGAUGGAAUAUCACGGGAUCUUUCCGAGCUUCAGGUAAGUGAUGUCCAUAAAAAAAAUGAGAAAACACCGAAAAGACUUUUCUGUAUCUUAAUUCACCAUUUUCAGUUUUGAUAUAACUGUGAAAGUAAGCACGAUGUAUAUGGUCAGUUUAAGGUUUUUUCCCUAUGGAUCAUUUCGAAGUACGACGUCGCUGCUAGAAGAUUACAUAGAAAAAGAUUACUGAAGUUAUUUUACGAGCCAUGAUUCUGGAAAAAUUAACCACUCACAAAAAUAUAUUUUUAUUUCAAACAGAAUAGUGCACAGUCCAGCCAGAGGUCUGAGUAAGUAAUUUCAUCAAUGUAUUAAAGUCUUUAAUCUCACUUGCCUCAAAAACCAAAUUCCAACAACAAAAAACUGUAAAAAUACGUCAACAGUACUGGAUAAAACUAUUGUAAAAACAUUGUAUUUGUUAAUUAUCUCGCUAUAUUGGUUUUUUUUCAGAGACGUAAAAAGAAGGUUGCAAGUCAUGAAGGAAAACGAAGCAAUAAGAGAUCAUAUCCAAUGGUAUGAAAACAUGAAGUAACACAUUUGAUAAUUGGCUGCCUCUCCUAAUCGCUAGAGUAGGGUCCAGAAACGAAAUUCAGAACCAAUUUUGUUCUCCAAUUGAUUAGCCAUAGAAAUGAACUUUCGAUCAAAGUGCCAAUUCAGUCGUUUUCAAAUGUAGUGCACUGAUCUGUUUCUUAUUAACCCUUUAACUCCUAGAAGUGAUGAACAUGAAACUUCUCCCUAUAAUAUCCUUACAUUAUCCAGCACACAGCUAAUAAGAAUCUUCAGACGUAUCAGUUAGAGGUUUUUAUCUUGACCUAACACCAAAUUCUCAUAACUAGUUUACCAGGAUAUGUGUGGCAGCCAGAGAGGAGAAUUGUCAGUCAGAUCUUGGGAGUUUAAGGGUUAAGACAUACAAUGUUGAAAUAGGUUGGUGGUCAGAAUUAUAGGGAGGCUUUACCCAUGGUUUGCAGGCCAUCUGCCAAAAAGAGAGACUGAAGUUAUUAUCUCCCCUUAUCGUGCAGGAAAGGAAGGUGCUCCAAUUACUACAACAAAAGUAUUGUCUUAACAUAUAAUCAUAUCUUGAUGCUCUCCAUUCUUUUGUUUUAUUUUGCAGACACCAGACACCUUAAAGAAACAUUCAAGCUUGAACUUAAAGUGGAUUUUAAAAUAACUAAGAUAGUGCCAGUUCCCUUAUAGAUCUAAAACAUAUCGUUUGUUUCACUGGUAAAUCCAUAGAAAAUUGAAAGAUUUUUAGUUUAAUUGAUAAAAGCGGUAUUCCGCACUUUCUAUAUCAGUAUACCGUCGUUAUUACCAAUUGGGUUGUUGCGAGGACAACUCCAAAUAAUUUUUGCCGAAAUGACAGUUGAGUGAUUAUGUCUUAGAAUGGUUCAGUCCUCUUAGCUUUGAAAGCCUUAAUGCAGGGAAACCCCUAAAUGUACCAAACGGACCGGGAUCGAAUAAUCCCUUGGACUUCACUUAAGCUUAUUCAGGAAAUUAUUAACUACCACGUGCCCAGUUAGAGUUCUCAGAAAAUAUUUAAGUGAACGAACAUUUAAUUUGGGUCUUAACUUCGUUCCUUUUAAGGAGUAUCGAAAAGUUCAUUUUUUCUUACUUUAUCAAAUUUAUAAGGAUUUUUCCCACAUUUUGACUAAAAGCAGAGAAACCACUACUAUCAGAUGCGGCGGAAAAAAUUUAAUUAAUGCCUAUUGGCUGAGACAGAGGGUAUUUUUUCUUAAUCAUGAGAGCACAUUAGGUAAUCAAGAACGCAUGAUUACUGAUGUUGAUUGCUUCUUUUGGCUGUUUGCGGCAACGAUCUAUUGACUGCAAUUCAACUGAAUGAAGCCUUGUAACGUUGUUAACUGUAUUUUGGGAACAAAAUGUUCAUUAAAUCUAUUGGUUAGUUGCGUUAGUUUUAACAUUUCUGGUGGUAUUGAAGGGGCUUCAUCGAGCGGACAUCGUGCGCGAAUGUAAUUCCUUCAAAACUUUUGCCCUUUAUGUGAUAAACAAGCAAUCGAAAGUGCCCUAGGGCAAUAAAGGAUUAUUUUCACUUGUAUUUUCAA
Messenger RNA from Pocillopora meandrina, 5559 nucleotides. Lineage: Eukaryota; Metazoa; Cnidaria; Anthozoa; Scleractinia; Pocilloporidae. The record is from the annotation of a GenBank genome assembly.